AUGUCGGGCCUGUUCGGCAGCGCGUCUUCUUCUUCCUCGAGCAAUACUGUCGGUGAUUUGAAGCAGGAUGUCGCGCUAAACAACCCUCCCGAGGACAGCAUUUCGGACCUCGCAUUCUCCCCGGCCCAGAAUCAGACGAGUGACUUUCUGGCUGUGUCCAGUUGGGACAAGAAGGUUAGAAUAUACGAGAUUGCCCAAAAUGGCCAGAGCGAGGGGCGGCACGCCUACGAGCACGAUGGACCCGUGUUGAACUGCGAUUUCUCCAAGGACGGAACGAAGGUCCUCUCCGGCGGCGCCGACAAGGCGGUCAAGGCCUGCGAUCUUGCCUCGCAGCAAACGAUCAAGAUUGGCGAGCACGAACAGCCGGUCAAGUGCGUCCGCUUCUUCGAAUCGGCCAAUGGCACCAUGGCCGUGUCGGGCUCCUGGGACAAGACGGUCAAGUACUGGGACUUGCGGUCGCCCACGCCGGCGGCGACGCUGACAUGCCAGGAGCGCGUCUACACCAUCGACGUGCGCAACGACCUGCUCGUCAUCGGCACCGCCGACCGGUACAUCAACGUCGUGGACCUCAAAAACCCGACAAAGUUUUACAAGACGCUCCAGAGCCCUCUCAAGUGGCAGACCAGGGUCGUCAGCUGCUUCACCGACGCCGCCGGUUUUGCUAUUGGCAGUAUCGAGGGCCGUUGCGCGAUCCAGUACGUCGAGGACAAGGACGCUAGUUCCAACUUCUCCUUCAAGUGCCACCGUGACCCCCCGGCGAACAACGUCACGAACGUCUACGCCGUCAACGACAUCUCCUUCCACCCCGUCCACGGCACCUUCAGCACCGCCGGCUCGGACGGCACCUUCCACUUCUGGGACAAGGACGCGAAGCACCGCCUCAAGGGAUAUCCGAACGUGGGCGGCAGCAUCACGGCCACCACCUUCAACAAGAACGGAUCCAUAUUCGCCUACGGUAUCAGCUACGACUGGAGCAAGGGCUUCCAGCACAACACCCAGCAGUACCCCAUCAAGGUGAUGUUGCACCCCGUCCAGGCGGACGAGUGCAAGCCUCGCCCGACGAUGAAGAAGCGAUGA
Molecule: messenger RNA, 1077 nt
Organism: Colletotrichum graminicola M1.001
Lineage: Eukaryota; Fungi; Ascomycota; Sordariomycetes; Glomerellales; Glomerellaceae
Product: WD domain-containing protein
Exons: 3
Coding region: 1-1077 (358 amino acids)
Biological process (GO): RNA export from nucleus; transcription-dependent tethering of RNA polymerase II gene DNA at nuclear periphery
Cellular component (GO): nuclear pore
Molecular function (GO): ubiquitin binding; RNA binding
Source: RefSeq, a predicted model, not a curated record